CUUGCAUUUUACCAAUAAAAAUGGUCUCGAAAGUGAUUAUUGCUUUAUGCAUCACGCUAGCAGUAGCUUCGGCUGUCCCUCAACCUGCCACCGGUGGUGCCGGCGGUUGGGGAGGCUGGAACAAUGGCGCAGUCAACCCUUGGAUACCUCCAUGGAUCGCAUCGGCUCCCUGGUACCCGCAGUGGGCUCCUUGCACCACCAUCGGUAGUACUUGCCUAGAUUGCACUACCAAGCAAGUUUGUACAAAAGUAGGAGGUAUACAGAGGGCGUGUCUGGACCCGACUCUUCCUUACUGCAACCUCGGAGAAUGCUCCGCUACCCCCGCUGAAGGAUGUGAACCGGCCUCUGGUGCAUCUGUAGCACCGACCGCUUAAUAUUCGAUACUCAAAUAUAAUUUGUAUUUUUCACCUCGAAAAUAU
Molecule: messenger RNA, 419 nt
Organism: Bombyx mandarina (wild silkworm)
Lineage: Eukaryota; Metazoa; Arthropoda; Insecta; Lepidoptera; Bombycidae
Source: RefSeq, a predicted model, not a curated record